AUGCGUUUCACACAAAUCGCCACUCUUCUUUCCGUUGCCGCUGCGGCCAGCGCCCAAUAUACGUACAACAUCACUCAGGCAGAAAAGCCGGGUAACAUGGAGAAGUACAAGUGCUUGGACAACAAGAAACUCAGCAGCUGGAUGCCAAAGUGCCUUCACGAAUGCCAGGAUGCGGCCAACAAGGAUGUGACCAACAAAGCCCCCAAAGAUAAAAAGUGUGCGGAACAUGACUUUGCUUGCCACUGCAUCGAUUAUAGUCACUACUCUGCCCUCAUUGAGCCCUGCGCUUUUCCCGCCUCCCUUGGUGGUGAGGGAACCUGCUCUUUUGAGGAACUUAGCAAGGCACGCCCUAUUGUUCAGGACAUGUGCAACUUCUUCAACGCUACCCUCUACGAUGCCUACGAAGAGUGCCAUAUGGAGCUUAGCGAGGACUACACUUACGAGAUCCUUUCUGAGGAGGAGUUUGGAGAGGUCACUUACUAG
This is a messenger RNA of Alternaria arborescens, 483 nucleotides long. RefSeq lists its product as hypothetical. The record is from RefSeq and is a predicted model, not a curated record. The transcript has 3 exons. NCBI's taxonomy places the organism in Eukaryota, Fungi, Ascomycota, Dothideomycetes, Pleosporales, Pleosporaceae. The coding region runs from base 1 to 483 and encodes 160 amino acids.